Molecule: messenger RNA, 1902 nt
Organism: Macrosiphum euphorbiae (potato aphid)
Lineage: Eukaryota; Metazoa; Arthropoda; Insecta; Hemiptera; Aphididae
Source: the annotation of a GenBank genome assembly
AUGGCUAACAUAUUAGCAUUAUGUGUCAUUGCGUUGACGUUAGUAUCAUCGUCUUUGGCUUCUGCAGACUUUAUCGUUUUAUAUUCUGAAGAUGAGAAACAAUUAGAAGCGGAAUAUGGAACAAGUACAUCGUCGAAACAUCUGAAACUCAGUUUCUUUGAAGAUUGUAUCAACAAAGAUCCGAGUGUUUGUACCCCAAAAACGGAUGGCAAUGCAGACUACUUACGCUAUUUUACGGAAUCGGAAAAAACAGGAAUUUCCUGGUUCGGUGGCGCCGAAGUUGGUUUACAGGAAUGGCCUCUGAAUAAACUAAACUGGACAGACAGAGAAUAUGUGACAAAAGAAUCACACAGCCAAGCAGUGGUCGAGUCAUAUUUCUUCAACUCUGACGGCUUUUACUUGCACAUUAACGAUUCGGUCGCCUUGUUCGUAGACAUUAAUGGCCCCAGACCAGGAAAAAUGUGCUUUGCCGCCAAAGUGGUCGCCCCGUACAGAAAAGAUAGGAAUUUCAUGCAAUUCCGCGUUUGUAAAUUUAGCGAUCCCCGGAAAGCUCACGAAAACGCCAUUAAAGAUUUCCUCGGGUCGCCCCAGUCCAUACCCGAUCCUUACGUAGUUAAGUACCCGAUUUGGUCGACUUGGGCUAGGUAUAAGAUUGACGUCAACACGACUUCCGUUUUGAGUUACGCCGACGAAAUAGUCAAAAACGGAUUUGACAGAGGUACGUUCGAGAUCGACGACAAGUGGGAAACAUGCUACGGCAGUGCAACUUUUGAUAUAAAGCGAUUCAGUAAUAUCAAAGACACAGUAAAUAAACUGAAAUCAAAAGGUUUCAAGACGUCUUUGUGGACACAUCCGUUCAUAAACAAUGAUUGUCCUAUUCACGAGACGGCCAAAAACAACGGUUACUUUGUCAAUAGUACAGCGCACACAGUGAACUCUACGUGGUGGAAUGGAAAUGCCUCUUAUAUAGACUUCACAAAUCCCGAAGCGGCGGCAUGGUGGUCAAACAAUUUACGCAAUUUACUUGCAACAUCUGGUAUUGAUACACUAAAGUUUGAUGCAGGCGAAGCCAGUUGGAGCCAUCCACUUCCCGUCUAUUACGAUAAAGAUUUGACAUACUACCCCGAUAACAUUGUAAACGCAUACCUCUCAACAAUCAAGGCUUUUGGCGAUGGUAUAGAGUACAGGGCUUCCAGAAGGAGUCAAUCAUAUGGUUGUUUGUUGAGAAUGAUUGACCGCGAGUCCCGGUGGACUUACGAAUUGGGACUGCCAACACUAGUCACAUCUCUCAUACACUUGAAUAUGAUCGGAUAUCCGUUCGUAUUACCGGACAUGAUCGGUGGAAACGGUUAUAACAACUUACCGCCUUCCAAAGAGAUGUACAUCAGAUGGAUGCAAGCCGCUGUGUUCAUGCCAGUCGUACAGUUUUCCUACACUCCUUGGGACUUCGACUCACAGACGUUAGAGUUAUGCCGACAUUUCAUGGCACUCCGCAGCAACUAUACCGACACAAUUGUGGAUUUGAUGAAACAAACUGUUGCGUACGGUACCCCAGUGAAUCCUCCGGUCUGGUGGAUCGAUCCCACUAGUACAGAUGCACAUGCAAUCGACAACCAAUUUAUGUUGGGUGAAAAUAUUCUGGUAGCUCCAGUUCUCGUCGAAGGUGCAACUUCUCGUCAUAUUUACUUGCCCAAGGGUAUGUGGAGGGACGAGAACCAUCCCGCAAGUCCCCUCUUGUCCGGAAGAAUAUGGUUGAUCGAUUACCCUGCCAGCCUUGAAGUCCUCCCCUGGUUUACUAGGGUUAGUCCCGAGAAUCAACCAGAACCAUCCAGUUCGGUUUGCCAUAUGUCGUCUGCUAUUUAUAUUAUCGCUUUAGGUUUAAUAGCGUAUUUAUUCCAAUGA